This is a messenger RNA of Solea senegalensis (Senegalese sole), 1077 nucleotides long. It is a transcript of the gene tcf21, whose product is annotated as transcription factor 21. The transcript has 2 exons. The record is from RefSeq and is a predicted model, not a curated record. Bases 132 to 656 code for a protein of 174 amino acids. Gene Ontology annotation, biological process: regulation of transcription by RNA polymerase II; developmental process. Gene Ontology annotation, molecular function: protein dimerization activity; DNA-binding transcription factor activity, RNA polymerase II-specific; RNA polymerase II transcription regulatory region sequence-specific DNA binding. Lineage: Eukaryota; Metazoa; Chordata; Actinopteri; Pleuronectiformes; Soleidae.
UCUCUUCCUUCACGCACGGCUUGCAGUCCACGAACACAUCACCCACGCGUGUGUCUACCAAACCGUGUCCAGCCUGAGCUCCCCGCUCCCAUGUUUUGAGUCAGCUCGCUCCAAGUCGGAGACGGUUCACCAUGUCCACCGGGUCUCUCAGUGACGUCGACGACGAGCUCCUGGACGGCAUCCUGAAGUUUGGCUCCUCCGGCAAAGACUCCAACGAGAGCACAGAGGAGAGCUCCAACUGCGAGGGCCCGUGCGCAAACGACGAACAGAGGAUCGCGCCGGGCAAGAGGAGGAAGACCGCGUCCCGGAAAAAGGCACGUAAGGGUGGGGCACAGCAGGAGGGCAAGCAGGUGCAGAGGAACGCGGCCAACGCGCGCGAGAGAGCGAGGAUGCGCGUCCUGUCCAAAGCCUUCUCCCGGCUGAAGACGUCUCUACCGUGGGUACCAUCGGACACCAAGCUCUCCAAACUGGACACGCUGCGCUUGGCGUCCAGUUACAUCGCGCACCUCCGGCAGAUACUCGCCAACGACAAAUACGAGAACGGAUAUAUUCAUCCAGUAAACCUGACGUGGCCUUUCAUGGUGGCUGGCAAACCGGAGAACGAGUUGAAGGAGAUGCUGAACACAACGAGGUUAUGUGGCACAACUGCAUCCUGAUGCACCCGAGCGCCAGGCCACGUUUCAAAGGGGGAACAAUGACUCGUAUACGAAGAAAGACAAAGCAAAAAAAAACAAAAAACAAACAAACGCCAGUGUCUGAAAUGUCAUCUCCGCAGAUUUUUGAGUGGGAAUAACGGAAGAGUGCGUCCUCUUCCCUUCGUUCCUGUAAAACAAGCUGAACUUUAUUUAAAUGCACUCCUGUCUCUCGUUCGUGUCUUUGCUGGUUCAAAGAUAAACAGCGUGCAUUAAAUAGCUUAUUUUUUUUAAAAAAUACUCUGCAGAGGCAUUUUUCUUUUUCUUUUUUACAUAAUUCAUGCAGGCCCAUUUGGCAGCUGCAUUUUGAUGGAUGUGCACAUGCAUGUCCACUGUCUCCAAUGGUUGUACAGAUUAACAUGUAUAUAAAAAUAUAUUUGUAUCA